This is a messenger RNA of Trichoderma gamsii, 11181 nucleotides long. RefSeq lists its product as hypothetical. The transcript is spliced from 13 exons. Gene Ontology annotation, biological process: protein ubiquitination; ubiquitin-dependent protein catabolic process; DNA repair. NCBI's taxonomy places the organism in Eukaryota, Fungi, Ascomycota, Sordariomycetes, Hypocreales, Hypocreaceae. Gene Ontology annotation, molecular function: ubiquitin protein ligase binding; protein serine/threonine kinase activity. Bases 1 to 11181 code for a protein of 3726 amino acids. Gene Ontology annotation, cellular component: Cul4-RING E3 ubiquitin ligase complex. The record is from RefSeq and is a predicted model, not a curated record.
AUGGCCUCCCAUGGGGAGAGCGUCAUGGACUUGGCGAGAAAGGUGAGGUCAGGCACGAACAUCAAAGAACAGGCAAAAUCUGUAGAUAGCUUGGCCCAGCUCUUAAAUCCUCGGAACACAUCUACGAACCUCUCUGACUUGGGAGAUAAAAGCUAUCACGAGAUAUUUGAAGCCAUAUUCGCCUUCGUACUCAAGGAUAAGCCUACUUACUAUGAUAAGAAAAAAUCACAAGCGACAGCCGCAACUCGAUUGUCGAAAUGCGCCGUCGCGGUUCGGAUGGCGGCAAGUCGCGGCGCCUCCAAGAUAGGACGGAAGACGCUGCUCGCUGCCGUAGACCACAUCACCCAAACCUUGCCUGGCCCUGGCAAUGACUUUGUACGGCCACUGCUCCACGAUUAUGUCAAGGCCCUGACGGAACUCAUAUCUCGGCCAGUCAACGCCGAGCUCUUGGCCAGAAAGAGUGCAGAAACGUGGCAGGACUGCGUUGACUUGUUUCUAGACGUUGCUCUCGACAUUCUCCCAAAUGAGACAAACACAGCUUCAUUGCCUCACGCAGCCAGGUCUUCUCCCGCACCAACUUCCUCCUCAUCUCGAUCUUUGCCUCGGUCAAAUUCAUCCUUGCAAGCCCAACGCCAGAAUGUACCAGGAGAAGGAGGUCCAUUGAAGGAUGUUCUUGAAGGUCUCUUCUGCCUAGUUUCGGCAGCCAAUGCUCCUAUCCUUCAACGAAUGAAGGAUAUUACCGACCUUGCCCUGAGAGUACUGAGUAUCAAGCAUCUCAGCUUGGGUUCUACGCAAACGCUUUGCUUCUCGAUUAUCAACACUGUCUUUCGCGCAAUUGAAGCCGAUCAUCUAGACGACGCAAUCACGUUGACAAAGAAUGUUUUGGCCCAUAUGGGCUAUUGGUGGCGCCCAGAAAAAGUCUCUCAGGAUGAACUCAUCAAAGGCUUAAGAAAUGAGAUAUUACGGGGCAUAGUUCUCAUGCAUCUACAUUUUGAGCAUAUCGUUGUCAACCUUGGAGAUCAAGUCGUACGCGGUGAGCUGGAGAAUCUGGUAGACCCUUUGUGGCAAGAGUAUUCCAGGCGAGGCGAAGCAUUCCGUCUACAGCUCAGUGAUUUAACCUUUGGUCCCUCAGCUUCAGAAGGACAAGUUAUGCAACUUGGACUAUUGAGACUUCGGCCUCAUAACAUUGAAGGGGAGAGCCAUUGGGCUAUUGUACAAAACCUCGCUUACUUGGAGGCUAUUUUACUGCGUUCUAAAAAAGAUGUCACGGAGCAGGAUGUGGACAAUGGAGAGCAACCUCGUAAGAGGAGACGAAUCCAGCAAGAUCUAAAUCCGAUCAGAGCCAAACUUAAAUUAGAAGACGCUGGCGUUGUUCGAACUGCCUUGCAGCUAGUGCCAUUCAUGCUGGCGACCAAUACUUUGAGUCAUAGCGAGGUCGAAGAGCUUCUCGGAGACCUUGCUCACUUUACUGGAGGCAAAAACACCGACACAGCGUCUUGGGCUCUGAUUGCUUGUGCUAGCUGUGCACUAUGGUCCAAAGAGUGUCGACUCCAACAGGACACAUGGAAGCAAAUCUGGCAUUCGGCUGCCCGGCUGCCGAGUGCUAGUCAGAGUACAUCCAGCUACAUUAUCAGAUGGGUUUUUUUGCGAUGGAAUCCGAGCGAGUUGACAUAUUCAUCCUUUCAAUCUGCUCAUGUACGGCCCAUUGAUCUCGUUAAUCUUUUAUACAUGUGCUGCGGAGCCCAAUCUUUCGGCACGGUUUGCCAAGAUAUUACCUCUGGUGGCCUGCUAGGUGAGGCAUGGAUAUCGCAGCGAGAGAUUGGAGAGUUCAACGAAUACCUCCUCUUGCUAGGGCAUGAGACAGCCGAUAUCAUCUCACACGAGUGUUGCUAUCUAUCAUACAAGGAAGCCUUGCCUCUCACGGCGGAUGCUAGCAUCUUCUUUACAUUGAAGAAGCUCGUCUUAGAACUUCUUUAUCCCAAACUCGAAGAUCUUAGGGAGUUGUCCAUCUCCUGGAGCAAAAGAGCAAGCGAUGGAACGCUGCUGGUGCCCCAUAUCAACGAUCUCAAUUCUACUCAGUCGUCUUCUAUCGAAGCGCUCUUGGUGGAUUUAGCCGAGAGAGCUCUUUCAGCUGCACUGAGCUCAGUCGAGCCUACAACCUUCGUUGGCUUGACUCUGAAAGAGCUGAGAUCAUGCAUACCCGAAAUUAGCACCGCAAGUUUGAGCCAGCUGUUUGGAAAGCACCCUGGCAUCCUCAAUCUUCUUUCCAAGAUUUCUAACAUCAUUGAACAGCGAGAAUCAAGUCAGCGGUCAGGAGAUCACUCAGACUUCAUGGACGUAGAUGAUGAUUUCGAUACUUCCAACAGUCAAGCUAUGUCUUCAUCAAACACUUACUCAGUGCCAAGGCAUAAUGCCCAACUCAGCCUAAAUCCACAAGCGUUUUACAUUGAUACGCGACUGCGGCUCGUUCUCUUAAGGCUCAUCCAGCAGGAUGAGAGUCAACUGGGCUUAUUGCCCGAUUUAUUUGUUGACGAUCUUCUAGCACGAUCUGAUGAUGAGAUCCUCUCCUGCCAGCGUCUCUUGAUAGAGAUUAUUAGAUCUGACCUUGUCAUUUCUACGGAAGCAUCAUUGGCAAUUGUCGAGAGGCUUGGGAGAAUAGUAGGGAAUCCGGAGUUCCAGUCAUGCGAAGUCGCCCUAACCACCUGUCUUGAAGUUAUCGAUGGCCUCAGCAACGUCUGGCUCCAAGAUAACCAAACCUUGUCAGAUAUGGUUGGCGAUCUCUAUGUUCAUUUUGUCAACGCCUGCUUUCCUUCUAACAUUCUCUCACCAAAGACUCAAAUGUCACUUGCUCGUUUAUUAUUCACUCUGCUACGGAUUGACCCAGAGUAUGGAACAAAGCUGAAGCUUUCCUCGUGCCGAACCUCUCUACUCUUAAUAAUGAACAAGGGUUCAAUGAAAGUCAAAUGUUUUAUUGCAGAGAGGAUAGCAGGUAUAUUCGAGCUCUAUAUCUUGAUGCUUCACGAAGACGUUUUUGUGGAUGUUCUGGAAAAUCUCCCGAGGGAUAGUGAGAAUAAGGCGGGCAUUGCUUUCCGCCUAUUCGUAUUAUCCAAGAUAGCUUGCAGCUGGCCCACCCUCCUGAGAAGAUGCGUCUAUCAUAUAUUUGAAACCCCAGGCAAUAUAUCUCAAUCAACAGACUAUACCAAACGAUGUUUAUCGGAUAUCUCCAUUGUUCUGAACCUCGAAACGCCGGCGGAUCUCUUCCAGUUAUUUUCUCGCCAACUUCUAUAUACUUGGCUAGAAGGCAAUACAGUGGAAAGCAUUCCUUAUUCGAUCUUCGGAUAUACUAGCCUUGGAGAGCUGUUGAAAUCUGCACAAGGGGAAGCGAUUGGGCUAGCAACAAUGCGAGGACAGGAUGCUGCAAGCGCAGAAAUAGCUCGCCUGGUUGGCAUGCCUGAAAGCCAACUUAUCCAACAAAAUUUUGCAACCUCGUUAGCAUACGGCUUAUUGGAAUCACUGCAGGCAAGCCAAGAGAAGACAAAGGGGGGAGAGAAGACCAAAGCGGAAGAUAACGCGAGAGGAGAAGAUCGCAUUAAGGGAAAGCUAGGUUCCAAAGUCUUUAUCGAUGCAGCCUAUACGCACUUCAUCGAUAUUGUUGCACUUUUCUUUGAUCUCAUUGACCAAGAAGACUCUAUCGAAAAGAUCUUCUCAAGACAGGCGCACCUCAAGUAUGCAGGAGAAAACAUGGCAGCGAUCAAGGCAAUUGCACAUUCUCCAGCUAACCUUCCGCCAAAUCAGCAACCCAUGUUCAAAGCGAAAUUCGUGUUCAACGAACUUGUCCGUCUUUGUCAAAGCACUGAGUUCCAGUUUCAGGACCUCUGGACGCCAGCCGUCGUAUCUGCGAUUACCCGAAAGCUAUUCAAUACAGUUCACCCAGCACUAGGCUCUCUUCAUGCAUGCUCUGUUCUUCGCAAAGUGAGAAUACUAGUGUGCUUAGCCGGAUCUGUCGCUUGGGAUUCAUACUGUUUAGAAAUGCUAUUGACGUCCAUUCGGAACUUCAUUGUGGACUCUGAAUGCGCAGAUGAUGCCCUGGGCAUUAGCCAGUACUUACUUUCCCGAGGGAAACUAUACUUAGCCCAAGUUCCCUCGUUCCUUGCUGGCUAUUCUCUGUCGACUUUAGCAUCGCUUAGAGUCUUCCUCGAAUCCAGUCAGUCGAGUACUACACAAGAAGACCAGUUCAAGGCUACCAUGAGUAAAGCGCAAAAGUUUCACGAGUGGUUUAGUCAGUAUCUAGCAGAGUAUACCUCUCCGAGAUUCGAAAGCCAACCACAAAAUGACUUAUUCAAAUCCAUCACCAUGUCUGCAGCUCAUAUACGGUCUUCUGGUAAUGCGGAGAAAAACACGUCAGAGAGUAAGCUACUUCUGGAUAUCCUUAACGAUGAGAUAGCCGGAAGCCGGCUCCUCAAUGAGUCUUCGAGACAGCUUGCCCUUGGUCUCCUGUGUGGCGAUUUCAUGAUCCCGACGCAUCUAAGAAAUGAUGUUUUGGAAAAUGACCAGCAUGCAAUUAAUCAUGCUUCAGCUGUGUGGAAAAGCUGUGGAGCUCAAAAUCUCAGCGAAAAUUACUUGGCCUGGGCAGGACGAGUUGUUGGUCGUUCAUUUCUAGCGUCCGGAAGCAUUCCUGACGAUAUACUGCGAGAGUCACGACUCGACCAGUAUGAGAAGAUAGCACCGGGGCCUCAUGGAUCCGAAAUGGGACUCUUACAUCUCCUACAAGAUCUUACGACGAAUCCAGACUCUAUCACUGCAGGAUUGGCUGAAGCCACAUUGCGAACUGCAAUAUCGCGAGCAGUUGUGGAAGACGAUGGUCCGCUCGUCACAGCGGGCCAGCGAAGUCUGUCCGAGCCGCUUUUCCUUGCAUCACAAUGGGGAUUAUACAGGACUCCCCCUUCGGAAAUGACUCCGACAGACGGCGACCAGUUCUCGUGGGCUGAAGAUAUCACAUCGAAAAGCUGGUUACCUCGAUUGAGUGCAUAUCUUGCACAUUCAGUACCAAGUUCAAUCCUCCUCUCAGUGCUGUCAUCGGGUCUCCUGAAUAUCAAGGGUUUCGCUGAGAAAUCUUUUCCUUUCAUCGUUCACUUAGUGCUCUAUUUUCAGUUAGAGCAGCAACAGGCGACUAAGAAGCUACUCUCGAACGCUAUGAAACAAUGGCUUGUGUCAACUGACCAAACAGCUAAAGAGAAUAUCAAGCUAUUGAUUAACACUAUUCUCUAUCUCAGGACCCAAGAAUACCCUAAGGAGUCAUCCAUAGUAGAUCGACUGCAUUGGUUGGAUAUAGACUACGCUUUAGCAGCGUCGUCCGCAACUCGAUGUGGGAUGCACAAAACAGCUCUUCUUUUUGCUGAGAUUGCCGCCUCGGAAACGUCACGCGCAUCUCGAAGAACUUCUGUUGCCAAAGAGGCCGAUAUGAAUGAAACUCUUUUGGCAAUCUUUGAGAAUAUCGAUGAUCCAGAUGCGUACUAUGGCUUAGCGGAGGAAGCAAGCCUAUCCAGCGUCCUGUCUCGUUUGGAAUACGAGCAAGCUGGCACGAAGAACUUGGCUUUUCGAGGCGCUCAGUACGAUAGUCACAUUCGACUACAACAGAACACAUCAGAAUCGGACGCUCAUGUACUCGUUAAGACAUUGGGCACGCUAGGUUUGGCCGGUCUAUCUCAUUCUCUAAUGCAGACACAGCAGAAUCUCGGUUCGACUGCGACCUCCAUAGAAAGUACAUUUCAAACUGCCCGAAGACUUGAAAUAUGGAACCUUCCUGUGCCGGCUGCAAGCGACCAUCAUGCUGUUGUCACUUACAAAGCAUACCAGACUAUGCAACAGGCAACAAGCCUGGUGGCAGUCCGAGCGGCAAUAUACGACGGCUUUGCUCGCACAAUGAAGAGUCUGGUUGGCCACAGUCGCAAUGCAACGGCAUUACGAAGCCGCCUUGGAGCUUUGGCAGCACUUUCUGAGUUGGACGAGACCUUGAAUAUUACAGACUUGGCUGAACUGGAGGGUCAUAUGAGUCAAUUUCAGGGGCGCAGCCAAUGGAUGAAGAGCGGCUUAUACGACGAUGUCAGCCAAAUCCUCUCUUGUCGAGGCACAACAAUGAGCUUGUUCAGCCAGCGUGCAUUAUCUCUAGGAUAUGCCACAUUUCCUACAGCAGCUAUUAGGCAAACAGAAAUCAAGUCAAUGCUCCUCGCUUCCAGCAUUUACAGAUAUCACCAAGCCACACAAGAAUCAUUGAAUAUCUCGACAGCUCUGAAUGACCUUAUCAAGCCGUGCGAAGCAUUGGGUAUUCACGUUGACGUUGCUGUUACGAUCGAAGUGGCAAACUCAUUAUGGGACCAUGGAGAAAUGAGUUCAUCGAUUAAAAUGCUUCAGGGCGCUGACAACGUUGCAGCACUUAAGAAGCAAGCGAUACCUGUGAGCCGGUCUGACCUCCUUUCGAAAAUUGGCCAUCGAAUGUCUGUUGCGCGCCUGGAGAAACCCCGAGAUAUACAAAAGAAAUACCUCGAGCCAGCGCUCAAAGAUCUUAGAGGUAGCGUUGAAGCAAAAGGAGCGGGUCUGGUAUUCCAUCAAUUCGCUGUGUUUUGCGACGAGCAGCUUCAAGACCAAGAUAGCUUGGAGGAUCUCAAACGAUUACAAAGCCUAAAGAAGGGCAAAAGUGACGAGGUCGAAGACCUUAAACUACUUAUCUCAUCUACUAAAGAUUCACAACUUAGAGCCAAAUACACCCACGUUCUUUCAAAAGAAAAGCAGUGGCUCGAUCUCGAUGAACAGGAGCUGCGCCGUGUUGAAACAACGCGGAAUGAAUUCGUCCGCCUAAGUCUAGAAAACUAUCUGCUCUCACUCGCCUCUUCAGAUGAGCACAACAACGAUGCCUUGCGAUUCACAGCACUCUGGCUUGAAAGAUCAGACGACGAUACGACUAGCAGAGCGGUUGGAGCCCAUCUUGCCAAAGUACCGACUGCCAAAUUUGCAGGACUCAUGAGCCAACUCACAUCGCGGCUGCAAAGCCAAGAUUUGACAUUUCAACAGCUCCUCGCAGAUUUGGUUUACAAUAUCUGCGUCGAUCAUCCGUACCAUGGCAUGUAUCAUAUCUGGUCUAGUACCAAGGCGAGAGUGCAGCAGAAGGAUGAAGUGGCGGCCCUCCGCGCGAAGGCCAACGAGAAGAUUGCGCAAAGGCUUGCAACCACAGAUGCUGUUGCUGAUGUGUGGCUCUCGAUUGAGAAAACGAGCAAAUACUAUCAUGGCCUUGCUCUAGAUAGAGACCCUGCAAAGUACAAGUCGGGAGCAAAGGUGGCGUUGAAAGAUUCCACGGCAGCCAAGAAUUUGGUGACGUGCCUGACCAAAUUUCGCAUUCCUCCGCCGACAAUGCAUAUCGAGGUCAGUGCGAACAGGGAUUAUUCGGCAGUACCCAUGAUCUCGAGGCUUGAGCCGACAAUGACAAUCGCUUCCGGAGUGAGUGCACCGAAAAUCAUCACUGCUAUUGGAACAGAUGGUAUGAAAUAUAAGCAGCUGGUAAAGGGCGGCCAAGAUGAUCUUCGCCAAGAUGCCAUCAUGGAGCAAGUUUUCGCGGCUGUCUCAUCACUGCUGAAGCUUCAUAGAGCCACCCGACAGAGGAAUCUAGGCAUUCGAACAUACAAGGUGCUUCCGCUCACGGCCUCUUCUGGGCUGAUCGAGUUUGUCCGCGAUACAAUUCCCCUACACGAAUUUCUCAUGCCAGCACAUGAACGGUAUAAUCCUCGUGAUCUUAAGGGCACUCAGUGCAGAAAAGAGAUAUUCAACGUUCAGAAUAGAACGGUGGAGCAGCGCAUUAGCACUUACAGGAAAGUCACUGAAAGAUUUCAACCUGUUAUGCGAUACUUCUUCAUGGAGUACUUUGUCGAUCCUGACGAGUGGUUCGCAAGAAGGCUAGCAUACACGCGAAGUACAGCAGCUAUAUCGAUGCUUGGUCAUGUACUAGGUCUGGGUGACCGUCAUGGCCACAAUAUUCUUCUAGACACCAAAACCGGAGAGGCUGUCCAUAUCGAUCUGGGUAUCGCGUUUGAGACAGGCAGGAUCUUGCCUGUGCCAGAGCUUGUUCCAUUCCGCCUUACCAGAGAUAUCGUGGAUGGCAUGGGAAUAGCAAAGACUGAGGGCGUGUUCCGUCGCUGCUGCGAAUUUACCCUUGACGCUCUUCGAGAAGAACAGUAUUCAAUCAUGACGAUAUUGGAUGUGUUGCGGUACGAUCCUCUGUAUAGCUGGUCGGUCUCGCCGGUGCGGUUAGCCAAGCUACAGAAAGCUCGUCAGGAUGGCGACGGAGCGAUUGACGACGCGGUUCAAGCGGACGUAGAUCCAAAGAAGGGGAAGAAUCCUGCAGGACGUCUGAAUGAGCCGUCUGAAGGUGAUCGAGCCUUGGAGGUUGUGAGGAAGAAGCUUUCAAAGACGUUGAGCGUGACGGCCAUGGUCAACGAUCUUAUCAAUCAAGCGACAGACGAGCGAAACCUUGCAGUAUUGUAUUCCGGAUGGGCGGCAUAUGCACCUCGACCUGCUCCUAGCACCGACAUCGUGCCACUGUGCCUCUGUGCCACCAAGCUCGGCCCGUAUCACCGAGCCAUCGACAGACCACACAGCGGGUUCGAUUGCUCAUCGGCGUUCAUGCAACCAGCGACAGUCGACCCGCCUUCUUCCUCUCGCCGCCGCCCUCGCGUGUCCUCGUCCUCGUCGCCCACGUCGUCACCAUCAGCAGCUAAGAGGCCUCGGUUCUCCGACAGCUUGGCCAUGGCUAGCGUUUCAGCGAGGGUCAAGAUGCCCGACAUUGUCGACCUGACGAAGCGUCAGUCGGCAUAUCAGCCUUUGAGUGGAGCGCGCAAGCUGGUCAUCAAGAACGUGCGCAGUCCCGUCCACCAGGAAGCCCGGAUUAAAGAGUACUAUGCGCGGACGGAGCGGGAGCUCGACGGAGCACUGGACGCAAUCUUCAACAGCCGGACUCCGGCCAUUCCGCUUGAGCGUCUCUACCGAGGCGUCGAAGACAUGUGCCGAAAGGGAAAUGCCGAUACAGUGUACAGGACGCUCAAGGACAAGGUGGACGGCCAUCUGAAGAAUGUGGUUCUCCCCAAGAUUCAGAGCGCAGCCAGGAUAUCUGCUCUUGAUGUUCUGAGGAGCACGCUAGCAGAAUGGAAGACGUGGAAUGCUCAGACGAUCCUCGUCAGAUCGACCUUUAGCUAUCUGGACCGCACAUAUCUGCUCCUCAAGUCUUUACCAUCAAUAAACGACAUGGCUAUUACGAGAUUCUGCCGAAUGGCCUUUUCGUCGCAAAAUGUAGAGUCUAGCCCAAACAUUGGUGCAUUUCUUAUUUCCGCAAUAUGCGAGUUGAUCAACUUUGAUCGUCGGGGAGACAAUCGGAAAGAUUCUGAGCUGCUCAAAGACUCUAUCAUGAUGCUUUAUGUGUUGGGAGUAUACACAAAAUAUUUCGAGCCCGUAUACCUACAGCAAUCCGAAGCAUACUUUAGAGAAUUUGGAGAAACUUGCAGCCCACUGAGCCUGAAAGAGUACAUAGAAGCCUGUGAGCGGCUCCUGGAGCGUGAGGAUUACCGAUGCAUGGCGUACAACUUGGACAGUACAACAGAGAGGCAGUCAAUGUCAUUGGCGCAUAGUAUCCUCAUCGAUAAAUACUCGGAUAAGCUCCUUCAUGGAGGAAGUUUGUCAAAUCUGUUAACUGAUCGGGAUGUAAGGUCUCUGAAGGGAUUAUAUGACCUUCUCCGGUUAUCAGGAAUACAAAAGAAGCUAAAGACACCGUGGAGCGACUAUAUUCGAGAAACGGGGGCUUCAAUAGUGUCCGACAAGACCAGAGGCGACGAGAUGGUGAUUCGCCUCUUGGAUCUCCGGCGAGCGCUGGAUCUGACCAUUCGCGAUGCAUUCAGCAAAGACGAAGAUUUCCUCUGGGGAAUGCGCGAGUCAUUUGGUAAGUUCAUGAAUGACCGCAAGAUUGCCGAUUGCUGGUCUUCAGGCACAUCGAAGAUUGGCGAGAUGACAGCGAAGCACAUCGAUAUGCUACUUCGUGGUGGCAUAAGAGCCCUUCCUAAGGAGCUUCUGUCCGAUGUCAAGGAUCGAGCUGCGGCAGAGAAAGCGGGACAUGCCAGCAGUGCAGAUGAAGACGCUGAAUUGGACAGGCAGCUGGAUCAAGCUCUCGAACUUUUCCGAUUUAUCGAGGGCAAGGACGCCUUUGAGGCCUUUUACAAGAAAGACUUGGCUCGUCGACUUCUCAUGGGUCGCAGUGCUAGUCAAGAUGCUGAACGGAAUAUGCUCACCAAGUUGCGAGGAGAGUGCGGCUCCAACUUCACCCACAACCUGGAGCAGAUGUUCAAAGACCAAGAGCUCGCCAAAGAUGAGAUGGAGGCUUACAAGGAGUGGUGCGAGGGCAACCCUGACCGCACCGGCAAAGUGGAUCUGCAAGUAAUGAUUCUUUCAGCUGCUGCAUGGCCGACAUAUCCCGACGUUAGGUUAAAUCUGCCUGAUGAGGUGGCCAAACGCACUGAGCAGUUCGAAAGACACUACAAAAACAAGCACACUGGCCGAGUAUUGACAUGGAAGCACUCACUCGCGCACUGUUCUGUAAAGGCAACCUUCCCUAAGGGGGCAAAGGAGCUCUUGGUGUCCGCAUUCCAGGCUGCUGUGCUUUUGCUCUUUAACGAUGUCGCAGCAGAUGGAUUCCUGGCGUAUGAGCAAAUCUCGGCCGCCACCGGCCUCCAGGGGGGUGAUUUGGACCGAACACUUCAGUCACUAGCAUGCGGAAAGGCGCGUGUACUGACAAAGCAUCCAAAGGGUCGGGAUGUGAAUCCCACAGACACAUUUACUUUUAACAAGGCCUUUACCGACCCCAAGUAUCGUGUCAAGAUCAACCAGAUUCAGUUGAAGGAAACCAAGGAAGAAAACAAGGCUACACACGAAAAGAUUGCCCAAGACAGGCGCUUCGAGACUCAAGCAGCGAUUGUGCGCAUCAUGAAGAGCCGCAAGACAAUGGGCCACGCCGAACUGGUGGCCGAAGUCAUCAAUUUGACCAAGAAGAGAGGCAGCGUCGAGCCAGCCGCUAUUAAGAAGGAGAUUGAGAGUCUCAUUGAGAAGGAUUACAUUGAAAGAGAGGAAAACUCUUACACUUACUUGGCAUAA